GGUUCUACUUUAAGAAUGAAGCCAGAAAGAUUCCCUUCCCCCUUUCUGGGCAUCUUUUAUAUGAUGUUGAUUAUUCGCCCAGAAGAAAAGGCCUCCUCCUCUUAAGCCUGCCCUUUGCUGAUGGGAAACUCUGUCCAUCAGAGGCCAGGAGAGGCAGCAGCUUUCCUUACAAGGAGUUUGGCAAGAGCUCAGCUGGCGAAAGUCUCAGGGAACGGGAGUUCCUCUUCCUCUGCCUCAUUCAUUCAAGUCAAAUCGGAGUGACCUGCAGCUGUGGGGAGCAAGCAGACGCCUCUUUGUUCCCAGCGGUGAGAGAGAAGGGGGGGGGGAGCCCUCCUUGUUGCUCACUCCCUGCUUCGAUCUGGGGAGGGAGGCCUUGGAGAGGGACUCUCGGCAGCCCGAAGGUGGAAACAGUUGUGGAUGUGUGGCUGUCAAGUGACUGUGUCGUGCCAAGAGGUCCCAUGGCGAUCCAGCUUUAAUCUGAAGCCAGAGGAUGUCUUCCAUGUUCAGCAAGACUCGGACAGCCCACUGUGCGAAUGAGCGCCAUCUCCACACCUUUCCCCAGGAAUGCAACGUGGCCAUAUUGGGGUGUCAAGGAUCUGGAAAAUCAGCGUUGACAGUGAAGUUUCUAACCAAGAGGUUUAUAAGCGAAUAUGAUCCUAACCUAGAGGACACAUAUGCUUCAGAAGAGGUGGUGGACCAGCAACCAGUUCUACUGAAGGUCAUGGAUACAGCCGACCAGGAUGUGCCAGUGAGCUGCGAGCGAUACUUGAAUUGGGCCAGCGCAUUCAUGGUGGUCUACAGCAUUGACAACCGGAAGAGCUUUGAGGGAAGCCAGCAAUACUUGGACAUCAUAGCACUGCACUUGAAAAAUGCCCAGCAUGAAUCUCCGGUUUUCCUGGUGGGGAACAAGCUGGAUAUGGAACAAUACAGGCAGGUGACCAAAGCUGAGGGGAUUUCUCUGGCCUCUAAGUACGGCUCCUCCUUCUACGAAGUCUCGGCCUGCCUGGAUUUUGAAUCCGUGCAGCACAUGUUCCACGAGGCGGUGCGUGAGGUGAGGCGGGAGAUGGAGAGGCACAUGACGGUCCGCCCCUUGUUCAUCAUCGAGGAGAAGCCGUCCCUUCACCUCGUCCCUCCAGCCGCCAUGGCCUCCAAGCACAGCCUGGCCAGCUGCACCUACAACACUCUCUCCACCGUGAACUUCAAGGAAAUCCCUUCGGUGGCCCAGGCCAAGCUGGUCACGGUGAAAUCCUCCAGGGCCCAGAGCAAGAGGAAGGCUCCAACGUUGACAUUACUGAAGGGAUUUAAGAUCUUUUGAGGGGAGCCUGCAAAGGGCUGCUCCAAGAUAGGAGAGCAAGUCGGGGCCCUUUGCCUGACUGCAUUAACCCUCAGCAGCCAUCUUAAAUGCUGGUGUACUGGCCUUCCUUGCUUCCCGCCUGGCCUCUCGUACUAGAGCAAAGCAUGCUGGGAACAUAAGAAGAGCCUUGCCAAAGAUUCAUCUAGUCCAGUGACCAGUUCUCACAGUGACCAACAGAUGCUUAUGGGGAAAACACAAGUAGCACAUGAGCGGAACAGCAACUCUACCUAUUUGUGAUUCCCAGCAGCUGCUGUUUUGGGACCUAACACCUCCAACAAUAGUGGUUUUCAGUGACAAGGCUGCACCCUCCUGUUCAGGCUCCAGUUCAGUCACUGCUGCGCUGCUUUUUGCUCUCCCUCAGCCCAGCUGAUCAAAACCCUCCCCAGCUUCCACUGAGGCUCUCUACUCCUCGGGAAGAUCAAAGGGGAAGAGCUGGCAUCCUUGCUCCCCCUUCCAAAGUGACUGAAGUCCAACCUGGGUCAGCACCACAUUUCUCCCUCCUCCAUCAGAGCCUACUGUGCUGAUGCCAAAACUGCAGGGCUAACGGCAUUAAGAGACUGUGCUGCAUGCAGUUUGACCAGGAUUAGUAUUGACGCUGCUCCAAGACCUUUUUCAAAUUCUGCACCCAACGCACGGAUACCUUACAACCGGCAGAAAUUGCAUUGCAUACUUGCAUAGUUUUGUCGCUCUUACAAAGUUUGUCUGCAUUAUGAUUGGCAUUUUGUAACUGCCAAUCUGUGUGUGUGAUAUAGGCUAGGAAAUGGAGAUAGCAGAUGGAGAUAGCAGGAGGACAGGCACAAACGCACUGGGGUGUGUGGGCAGGAGCACAUGACGCGUGUGCCGUUGAAACAAAAAGUUCCUGUUGUUUGGGUAUUGAGGAUGGCUCCACGUCCAGCUUUCCAGCACACUGCCAAAGAACAAGCUAAAGGGACACAGAGCCCCCUGGUGAAAGAAUGGCAUAUCGUUCCUUGCGUACAUUUUCCCAGCGCUCUUGGAGCAGGGGUCACCAGCUUUUUUGGGCCUGUGGGCACAUUUGCAAACUGGAGAAUCUGUCCUGGGCACCACGCACACACAGCACAUUCAAGUACGCACUGCAAACCUAGGGUGCAUUCAGAAGCGGAGAGUAUUGUGUUCGUUUUCCUGCUAGCACUUCUGAACUGAUUUCUAAUGUUCCUUUCACACUGCAGUGUCACAGAACUCUGGCUUUAUGGCUAAGAUACAGGCCUGCCACCAUAGGGGCCAACUCCCCAAUAAAAUAUUUGAGGGGCCAAGUUAAUGGGCAUUGGCAUUCAAAUGGUGUUUGUGUGUGCCACAUCUUGUGAUUGAUUAUGCAGGGCAGGGCUUACCUGGGCCCCCUUGAAAUAUUUUAUUCAAGUUGGCACCCCUGCAUGCCGCUCUAAAUUUCACUCACAACAGUGGGUGAGGUGUGACAUGACAACAAGCAUCAUUGGACCACAUUGCUACUCCCCACCCCCAAAAAGUUGUUGUUUUUUUGUCAUGUAAACAAAACAGCCCCAAAGACACCUGAAUAGCCUCAAAACUACAAUGGUGGGGCAGGCAAGUUCUGCUCUUUUCCUACUGAGAAAGAGAGCUUCCUUUGAAAUGUAAAUAGCAGCUUCUAAGGGGCAGUUGUCGUGGUUGUGGACUGUAGAAGGGAGAGAGAGAACCAAUCUUCGCAAACUUCGCAUGCCCCCAGCCCACCCUGGUCAGGCUCCACUGUGGCUGCUGUUUACACCUCACAAGAACAAAGAUGCCAACUGCAUCCGUGCCAUUGAGGUCCCAUCUAUUUCUGUCCUUAAACUAGUUUCAGGGCCCAGAGAAACAUCUGUGAGUGAGGCUGGGAGGUUUCUAAUAGGGGAAUAUAAGGUAAAAGCCCAUCUAGGGCAUCAUCUGGUUCUCACACUGGCUAACCAGCUGCCCCAAAGCAGGACCUGAGUGCAAUAGCACUCUCAAAAUGAGGACGUAAGAAUUUCCCUACUGGAUCUGGCCAAAGCCCCUCUAGUCCAACACCCUGUUCUCACAGUGGCCAACCUAGAGGAUAUCCACAAGUAAGACCUUAGGGCAGCCUUUCUCAACUUGUGGGUCCCCAGAUGUUGUUGAACUACAACUCCCAUCACUCCUAGCUAGCAAAGCCAGAGCUCAGGGAUGAUGGGAGUUGUAGUCCAAGAACAUCUGGGGACCCACAGGUUGAGAACCGCUGCCUUAGAGGAACAGCAGCACUCUUCACGCCUAUGAUUCCAAGCCACUGGCUCUGACUUGAAGGAACAGCACAGCCAUUGAUAGUCCUAUCCUCCAUUAUAGCCUUAUGUACAGAAGUCUGGUGGAGGCGCUGAAACUACAGUUCUCAGUAUCAGGCAGUGGAAGGGUGUGUGGAGAAAGAGGUGGCAAUUAAACUAGUACAAAACCAGCAUCAGUUAGAUCUGACCUCGGUAAACACCCAGUAUCAUUUUGCCUGUUCAACUGAAGUAAUGAGUUAAAUGGUGCCUUAGCUUAGAAUGCCUUCCUUUUCUUCUUUUUCCCUUCUAAGUCUUAUCUGUUUCCCACUUGCCCCAAAUUAUUUUGCAAUCGAAUGACAACAUGCAGCAAUGCUGCUCUAAAGGUAACCAAGAAACUAAGAGUGAAGAAAACCAGCGCGGCACUUUCAUAAUAAAGACCAUUGAUUUAUUUCCCCAUCUGUUCUCUUUUUCCGCAAGGGGAGUAGGAAGGAAGUGGGCUGUGUGUGCAGAACCAACUUUAACUUCUAUCUUGAUGCUUCUUGGGGAGCGGCGACCUUUAAAUUCAGCAUUGCUAUUUCACCCAACUGGUGCGGAAAAUAUUUUGGUGAAGGAAACUUUGGGAAAGCCAAGUGUGGAAUCUUUUGUUUCAUUCUGCUUGUUGGCACACAAUUGCAAUUUCCCCUCCCCCUCCCCUUCUCUGUUUAGGGUUUGAUUUAUUCAGCCCUACGAUCCUGUAAUAUCACAGCCUUGUGCAUUCAUUCAUGGGGAUUAAUUACCACUCCUGGUUCCAUUUGUGUAUAUAAAAGCUAUAUAUGUAA
Podarcis muralis (Common wall lizard) is the source of this 4388-nucleotide messenger RNA. RefSeq names its product RAS like family 12 (gene RASL12). The record is from RefSeq and is a predicted model, not a curated record. Gene Ontology annotation, molecular function: GTP binding; GTPase activity. Lineage: Eukaryota; Metazoa; Chordata; Lepidosauria; Squamata; Lacertidae.